Messenger RNA from Neogale vison (American mink), 2857 nucleotides. RefSeq names its product zinc finger protein interacting with ribonucleoprotein K-like. Gene Ontology annotation, molecular function: RNA polymerase II cis-regulatory region sequence-specific DNA binding; DNA-binding transcription factor activity, RNA polymerase II-specific. NCBI's taxonomy places the organism in Eukaryota, Metazoa, Chordata, Mammalia, Carnivora, Mustelidae. The record is from RefSeq and is a predicted model, not a curated record. Bases 240 to 1463 code for a protein of 407 amino acids. The transcript is spliced from 4 exons. Gene Ontology annotation, biological process: regulation of DNA-templated transcription.
CGCUAGGCCCCUUCGCGUUCCCGGCCGGUUUGGCUGGUGUAGCGCGCGGGGAACCGCGGUUUAGUUGGGAGUGGAAGGAAAGUGUCGGAAGAGGCGUCGUUCCCGCCGCGGAGGCCGCUGCGAGGCUCUUCUGUCCCCGCUCGGUCGCCCGCCGCUCCCCGCCCCGCUCCUCCCGCCGGUCGUUGGCGGAGUCCGCGCCGAGGAAGCCGGCUCAGGUUCUGCUUUCAGCAGAUGCACUUAUGGACCCUGCACCGAGCUCUGUGACCUUUGAGGACGUGGCUGUGUACUUUUCCCAGGAGGAGUGGAGAUUUCUUAACAAGGCUCAGAGACACUUGUACCGCGAUGUGAUGCUAGAGGUCUUUGCACUCGUUGCCUCACUGGGUGGCGGCCAGGGAGCACUGGAGGCGGCAGCACCCUCUGAGCAGAACGUGUCUGGAGGAGGGUCACAGAAGGCCUAUGCCCAGGACUAUAGCCUGGACACAAACCCUGGCCAGACCGCCUGUGGGACGCAGGGGGAUAUUCACCAGCAUCCAAAGCAGCACAGUGUGGGGCAGCCGCUCAGAAGGAACUUGCAAAGCUGUGCCACACACAUGUCAGGGAAGCCCUUCCGUGCUAGCUCAGGCCUUCUCCAACACCAGCUCCUUCACAGCCAGCAGACACCCCCUAAGGCCACUGACUGCACAGACUACCAGUGUAGUGACUGCGGGAAAGCCUUCUGUCGCAAAUACAGACUUGCUCAGCACCAGAGAGUGCACACCGGAGAGCGGCCUUAUGAGUGUGCUGAGUGUGGGAAAACCUUCAGCUACAAACACAUACUUGUCCAGCACCGGAGAGUGCACACCGGGGAGCGGCCUUAUGAAUGCAGCGAGUGCAGCAAAGCCUUCAGUAACAAACCCACGCUGGUGCGCCACCAGAGGAUUCACACUGGAGAGAGGCCUUACGAAUGCAGCCACUGUGGGAAAUUCUUCAGCCAGAGCUCCAGCCUUAGUGAACACGAGAGAAUUCACACUGGGGCACGGCCUUACAAAUGUGGGGAGUGUGGGAAAUUCUUCACCUCCAACUCCAACCUAAUUAAACACCGGAGAGUGCACACGGGAACAAGGCCUUAUGAGUGCAGUGAGUGUGGGAAAUUCUUCAACCAAAGUCCCAGCCUCAUCAAGCACCAGAGAAUUCACACUGGUGAAAAGCCUUAUGAAUGUAGCAACUGUGGGAAACUCUUCAGCCAAAGCUCCACCCUCAUCAAGCACCAGAGAGUUCACAGCGGAGUAAGACCUUACAAGUGCAACGACUGUGGGAAAGUCUUCAGCCAAAGUUUUGGCCUCACUCAACACCAGAGAGUUCAUAGCGCAGACAAACCCUAUGAGUGCAGUGGAGGCGGACAAUUCUCUAGCCAGAGCACACAACGGAAAGUCCUCGUGAAUGCAGCAGCAGCUGUGAUGGUUUCAGCCACAAGUCUGCUCUGAUGCACCCCCCAGCAAGUGCACCACCCAACCCACCCUUACGAGUGCACCGAAUGUGGGAAAACCUUCGGCUGGAGGUCUAAUCUCAUUUGACACCACAAAGUUCAUCCGGGAGAAAGGCCUUACAACGGAGGUGGAGAAUGAGCCAGGCUGUUUAACACAGCAGCGUGCGGCACCCUGGGUGGUGAUGCUGUUCCUCACCUGUAUCUGCACAUGUCCCAACUUCGUAGGCAUUAGCGGGGGUAGAUGGAUGGUAUCAUGGCACCGAAUGUCUAGUUUUUUUGCCCCCAAGCCUCCUGGGAUAAGUCACUAAUCCUGUAAUCCAAAUGUUGUGGUUUUCUGUGGGUCUAGAGGUUUUCCUCGGAGGACAGUUGUAUUUUUUGGAUCAGCCUCUUUUCAUAGUGGAGGACACAUAUGACCCUGUUUGGUAUUACUAGUCUCCCUGGAACCCCUUUCAGUACAGCAGACUGGGGGCUGGGAUGCCCCAUACCUCCCUGGGAUUGUGGAUUGUGCCUGGUUUAUAGGAAGGUUUUUGCAGAAAUUUGAGGCCUUUUAGAGCCAGCUGCUCUAAAAAGCAGAACUAGAACUCCAGACACCUUAAGGGAGAGGAAGUGUAAUUUUUAUGGCCCAUAGCCCCUACCUAUCCAGGGGAACUGCAGCGAUCCACACAAGCGACCAUUCCUACUCGGCCUGCAUCAUACUUAAAAUGUACUUUUCAUGGGGCUGGUUACUGCGGGGCUAUGCACUGAACAAAGAUGCAGCAGUUGGUAACUGCCCUCAGUAUGACCGAGAAGGAGGAAUAAGUGGGAGGAAUAAGUGGGGGGUGGGAAAGGGAGCAGGCUUCCCACCACGGGCCUGGGCGCCAGGACCCCACAAUCAUGAGUCAUGAUCUAAGGUAAAGGCAGGUGCAUAAGGAUAGAGCUGCCCAUGUGUCCCAGUAUUUUCAUCUUGAAAUGUCGGUGGCAAGUACUGUUACUGUUUCCUGCUCUUAAGUUGGCUUCUUAAAGGGUAGGUAGGACAGUCUGCAUUGAAUAAGGGACUUUUUAAACCUGCUGAAAUGACACGAUGUUCAUCCUUUCCCCUCAAACCCUUUCUGGUUUGCAGAGUGGGGGCUGUCACAGAUAAGCUUACUGCGAACACACAAACCUUUUAUAGAAUGUGUCUUGCUAGGCUUGGCAGCACAGAAGCUGGCACUCUAAAUGCAUUGGUCACACCAGGUCUACGCUCAUGAAGUUGAAAUGGUCACAUUUAUUCAAGUCUUUAAAGUGUCGUGUAACACUGUGCUUGAAUUCCGCAUUUCCCCUACCCAGUCGCUUUGCUACCUAUAAGCUCUCCGAGUGCUAAUGAAGGGGGGAUUGUUGGAACUCUGCUUGUGCAAUAAAAAUAAACCAAAACCA